This is a messenger RNA of Cryptococcus deneoformans JEC21, 1669 nucleotides long. RefSeq lists its product as hypothetical. Bases 299 to 1564 code for a protein of 421 amino acids. Lineage: Eukaryota; Fungi; Basidiomycota; Tremellomycetes; Tremellales; Cryptococcaceae. The record is from RefSeq and is a predicted model, not a curated record. The transcript is spliced from 3 exons.
CUUUGUCCGUUUAACCCCCUCCGGCCUUUUUUCUCUCCUUUGGCGAAACGGACAUUGCGAAAGGGGUAUUAUCAGACAAAGGAUUGUGGUCUUUGUAUUUCCCAGUCCCGAGUGUCCAUCUCAGCGUGUGAAUUGUACAAGGCGAUAAAGUGGCAACUGUUAAUGUGUUUGCAUCUUUUGCAUCYUUGUCGCGUGCAGUAAAUCGAGACAAUACAUCUUGACAUUGGGAUCAUCACAAACCACGAAAUAAUCCACAGGUUUGGUCAGGUAUACUUGUGUGGUGACACCCAAAAGCGCAAUGCCCUUUUCUUUCUCUCACCCCCGCCGCCCCCGCGCAGCUCUUUUCCGCCCACUGAAUAGACUGUCGCGCACAACCCCAUUAUUACUCCUCUAUCUCCUCGUCCGCCAUACCAGCGCGCAAUACCUCCCUCCUCAAGCAUAUCCCCUCCGGCGUGCUCUUCCUCGUCAUGAGGAUGAGAACUGGCAUGAUGAACGUGAUGGGGACACCUCGCGCUCUCUCUACCUCGUCUCACACACCGAUUUCUGCCUCUUCGGUCCCCCUUCUCCUUUAUCCAACACCUCGACGUCAAUAUCACAAAUAGACAAAGACGUCGUCUCGUGGUGCACGGACGGACGACAUGGGAAUCGAGUGGUACCGGACGGGACGUUGAAUGGGGCGACGUAUGUGAAAGCGAACAGCUGGGUGCAAGUCAGUGGGACGGGAGAUUUUACCAAGAUUAAUAUUCCGGCAGACGACCAAGGUGCGCAAUUCGACAGUGUGGACAAUACGCCGGACGGGGCUGUUUUGUAUACCACGGAUGAUAAUCAAGCUGCUUCCAGCUGGGUCACAAUGAUAUCGUCUACGACGUACUGCCUGCGCGCAUGCUCGGACGCUUCAUACUGCCCUACGUCGUACGACGAGAUGGGGUGUUAUUUCUUCACGUCGAAUGGGAUCGGGUGGGACGGUGUGUACCAGGACUGUGUGGGGGACGACGGGGAUCGCCCGGGGGUGUAUGUGGACGAGGGGCAGACGGUGACGUAUACGCAAGGCGGGGGGGAGGUCCCGACGUUUUCGAUACCGGCUGUGAGUGAGUGUGCAGGCGGGAGUGUGUCGGUGGAGGCGACGGAGGCGGCGGAGACCGCGGUGGAGGCGACCGCAGCGACGGAGACCGCAACGGCGGCGGAGACCGCAACGGCGACGGAGAACACGUGGACAGCGACGUCCUGGCUACCCGUCGAGACAUGCACACCGUGCACGGGCGCUGCGACGGCGGGGACGGAACAGGUGGGUGUCACGCGGGUGGCGGCGAUCGGCGCGAGGGACGGGGCGGCGAGUAGCGGGGAAUGCUGUUUCACUACGUGGACUAGCGCGGUGAGCGGGGGGACUCUGAGCGGGACUUUGGGCGGGACGAGUGGGAUUCUGAGUGCGGGGACAGUGGCGUCGGGGGCGAGCACGGCGGGCACGGCGGGCACAUCCGAUAGCAGCAGCAGCGGGAAGCGCAGCGGGCGUACGGCGCUGGUGGUCGCCCUGGUGGUCGCCGCGCUCGCCGGGUGCUGUAAAUAGCGGCUGAUAGAAGAUGCAUAACAAAGCAGCCGCGUCGGCGUUUCGGUGUUUGCCGCCGUGGCUGUCAGGUUUGCAAGCCCCACCCAAAGCUGUGUUGCUUCCCGC